Molecule: messenger RNA, 651 nt
Organism: Colletotrichum lupini
Lineage: Eukaryota; Fungi; Ascomycota; Sordariomycetes; Glomerellales; Glomerellaceae
Exons: 2
Coding region: 1-651 (216 amino acids)
Source: RefSeq, a predicted model, not a curated record
AUGCUCCCGCGAAGGAUGGAUGGGAAGCGACGGGCAUCCUGUGAGCCAGAGCCAGAUCUGCUUAGCAUUGAUCCAGUCACCAGCCUGCGAGGCAGCAUCUGCAACAGAAAGGCUGACCGGCCACCGAAGCCCACACUCAUCAACUCCCGGACUUUAUGCAAACAGCUUGCCAAGCGCCACAAAGGCUCCGACGUCAGCUACGAGAUCAUGACACAUACCACGUCGCUAGACCAGGCCGAAUGCUCCCAAGUCGCGGUGAAGGAAGACGUGUCUCAUUCGAUCAUCGUUCGACUGAGAUUCCAUGCCCGGUUCCGACGUUCCCCCAAGGGGGUUUUGUUCAAGCGUGAGGCUUUCCUCCAUUAUCCUACGAAAACGGGGACGUUCGCCCUGCGGCAGGCGAGACAAGGGCAGGCUGGAGAGAGAGAAGAAUGGAAGAAGCUGCACAUCACAGGUCACAGGAGGCCUAUGACGAUGGCUCACUCAGUAUCGCUUAGGGAGGGCGAGCGGUGGCAGCAAGAGCACGGAGCAGUCAGUCACCAACAAGGCACCGGGCCUCUGAUUGACAGCGAGAAAGCUGAGAAGGGAAGUGAAGGGAAGGGAAGGGUAGAGCAACGGACAGUCUGUGUUCCCUCCGCCAGGGUCGUCCCAUGA